AUGUCCGUUAUUUGUGAAGCCACCAGCAGGAGUUAUGUUAUCGAAGACAGCACACCUUCUCUCCCCGCAUCCGCGUUGCCCCGCCAAGACAGCGGGCUCUGCGCACGCUGCGAGGUCCUGGCCCUAGACGACGGUAAGCAGGGCGGCCAGGUCAGAACCGAAAAUGGCGAGGACUUCGUAUCGUUCGGAGAUAAGAGAUGGCUGGACCUGGACUACAAGCUCGAAGACCGCCUGCCGGAUCUACCCGCUCUCAGCGCAUCUGCGACCGCCGGUUGCGGCUUUUGUCGACUUCUCAAAAUCGCCAUCUUGAGGCUCGUGGGCGGCGAAAAGACUCCCGUCCCACCUGACAGGUCACAUGUCCUGGCCAAGCACCUCAAGUUCCUGCUCAAACCAGGCCACAACCACGACCAUUUCCGCUCAAAUCACGACAGAGAUCAAACCGUCUUUGACGAGCUUGCGAUAGAGCUGUUUUUCUCUCGCGAUGAACACAUCGACGAAUGCCGAAAGCCGAGACCCAGUGCUGGUCACGCGAGCGUUGGGACUUCGGAGUGGCUGUUGUCCCCGAGGAAGCUUGUUUUCAGAGAUGACAUGGUGUACUUCCAGGCGGGCACGCGUCGAGAAGCGGAGAACGGCUAUAUCACUCACGAUGAAUCGUUAGAUGAAUGGUCGAACUCCCUCAAGAACACGGAAACGGCAAUGCAGAGAUGGUACGAGCUCAUGGAGGAGUACUCGCUGAGAGACCUGACCUACCAACAAGACCGUCUCCCUGCCAUUUGCGGGUUGGCACGAGAUGUGUCCGAUCGUCUUGGUUUGGAGUAUGUUGCCGGCCUGUGGGCGUCCGAUCUACAGAAAGGGCUGUUGUGGACAACCUUGGCAGAAGACGAUGAAGACAAGAUUCCGCUGACCCAGCGACUUGCUGAACUAACGAGCACUGAUGCGUACUUGGCUCCAUCAUGGAGCUGGGUUUCCUACCCUCACGGAAUCCUUUGGUCUUUACCUGGACUUGACCUCUCGAGCUCUCACAUAUCUCUCCUCCCAAGCUGUGAGCUCGUUUCAGCUGUAACCACUGCUGACGGUCUAAAUCCAUUUGGGCGCAUCAAAGCCGGACACCUCAAAAUCCGCGGCAAGUUCUGCCAGUUGCCGUCACCGAAGGUCUACCUAGCAUCGAAGUCUCAGUCCAGGCUGUUGACUAUCCGAACGACAAAACCAGACCGUGAUAUCGCGACAGUAGAACUUGACUUCCGUUUCGAUCACCACAUUACCUAUGAAGGAUUCAUCACGCCCCUUACCUUGCGCGACACACCGCUGGAAGGUCUUUCGCUGCUGAUGACGUCCAAGUUGGACGACAAGACGGUUGGUGGACUCAUACUUCUGCCAACAGGAGUUGAAUCAGAGUUUCGGAGGGUGGGAAUAGUCGUCUCCAAUCCCCGAGGCAUGAGGGCUUUUGAUGAGUUUGAGACUCACAAAAUUCGGAUCGUCUGA
This is a messenger RNA of Lasiodiplodia theobromae, 1482 nucleotides long. Its product is annotated as Heterokaryon incompatibility protein. The record is from RefSeq and is a predicted model, not a curated record. The transcript has 3 exons. NCBI's taxonomy places the organism in Eukaryota, Fungi, Ascomycota, Dothideomycetes, Botryosphaeriales, Botryosphaeriaceae. Bases 1 to 1482 code for a protein of 493 amino acids.